GCGAGGUGGCCCGUGGGGUGGAGGGCGGAGGGCUGGGAAUGCCCGCGGCGCGGGGCCCCAGCUGCCCGCUGGCCGCGUCCGGGCGAUGGCUCUCCGUCUGGUCUCCGACUUCGACCUCCGGAAGGACGUGCUACCGUGGCUGCGGGCGCAGCGGGCGGCGCCAGCGGCGGCCGGGGCCCGAGGCGGCGGCCCAGGUGUUUUAGAAAAUAAUUAUGAAAGCUUACGUAUACUAAAUGUUGAAAGAAAUGGAAAUAUUAUUUAUACCUAUAAGGACAAUGAGGGAAAUGUCUUCUUUGGAUUAUAUGAUUGCCAGACCAGACAAAAUGAGCAUCUCUAUACAUUUGAAAAAGACUUGCACGUUGUCAGCUGCUCUGUCAACAGUGAGAGAACUUUGCUUGCUGUGAGUUUAGUUCAUUCUACUAAAGAAGGAAGAAAGAAUGAGCUUCAACCAGGAUCGAAGUGUUUAACUUUGUUGGUUGAAAUCCACCCUGUUAACAAUGUGAAGGUUCUAAAAGCAGUGGAUAGCUAUAUUUGGGUGCAGUUUCUCUACCCCCAUGUGGAAAGUCAUCCUCUUCCAGAGAACCAUCUGUUACUGAUUUCAGAAGAGAAAUAUAUUGAAAAGUUUCAUAUCCAAGUCAUCCAAGAAGAUGGAAAUAGAGCGGUAAUUAAAGACUCUGGUCAUCUCCCGAGAGAGAGAGUAGCUGAGGAAUUUGUUUGGGCUCAAUGGGAUAUGUCAGAGCAGAGAUUAUACUACAUUGACCUAAAGAAAUCAAGGAGUAUUUUAAAAUGCAUCCAGUUUUCUGCUGAUGAGAAGUUUAACUUAAUGUUUGAAGCACCAUUGGAUAUAACAUUAAGUGACUCGGGAUUUAAACUUGUAAACUUUGGAUGUGAUGAUCUUCAAGACCCAGAGAACUUAUCAAAACACCUGACCCUGUGCGUUUUUACCAACCAUACAGGAAGUUUGUGUGUGUGUUACAGCCCGAAGUUUGACUCUUGGGAAAAAAUCACGUAUUCUGUGUUUUACUUUCAUAAAGGGCACAGCAAGACCUUCACUGCUGCUCUUGGGAGUGUUGACUCACAUGUGACAAAGGGCCUUACUUUUCUCAACCUUGACUAUUAUGUGGCUGUUUACUUACCUGGUCAUUUUUUUCAUCUACUUAACAUUCAACAUCCAGACCUAACCUGCCACAGUUUGUUUCUGACAGGAAACAGUGAAGUGGUUGAUAUGCUACCUCAUAGUCCUUUACAGUCACUGUCAGGGUCCCUGGUACUGGAUUGGUGUUCUGGAAAGCUCUAUAGGGCACUCCUCAACCAGUCAUAUUUAUUACAGUUCCUAUGGAACACUCAGCUAGACUGUGAGAAGAUGGCCGUGUUGCACUGUGUGCUCUCCUGUGGCGGAGACCCCCGGUUCUUGGAAGCCAAGAUUAUUCAGUGGAUUUCUGAGAAUCUCUCUGCCUGCCAUUCAUUUGACUUCAUCCAGGAAUUUAUAAUUGCUUCUUCAUAUUGGAGCAUAUGUCCAGAGACCAGUAACAUGGAUAAACUUUUGCCACAUUCCUCAGUGCUCAUUUGGAAUACAGAAAUUCCUGGAAUAACCCUUGCGACAGAAGAGAUCGCGUUGCCUUUUAUGAAGGUGCAUAGUUUUAAGGGCUACUGGGAAAAACUGAACUCCAACCUGGAAUAUGUUAAGUACUCCAAGCCACACUUGCACUAUAACAACAGCAUGGUCAGGAAAGAAUGGCACAACUUGAUCUCAGAAGAGAAAACAGGAAGAAGAAGGUCCAUGGUAUAUGUGAGGAAUAUUCUUGAUAAUGCAACAAAGGUGAUUUCUAACCUAGAAGCAAGGAAUUUUGAGCCAAGAUUAACACCCCUCUUCCAGGAGGAGGACCACAACCAGAGGCUGCUUAUCGGUCUGAUGGUGUCUGAGCUAAAAGACCAUCUUCUGAGACACCUACAGGGUGUAGAAAAGAAGAAAAUUGAACAGAUGGUUCUGGACUACGUUUCAAAACUGCUGGAUCUCAUCUGCCAAAUACUGGAAACCAGUUGGAGGAAACAUAAUCUUCACCCCUGCGUUCUCCGCUUCAGUGGGCGGGCCAGUGCAGCUGAAUUUACAGUGUUUUACAUCAUGACCAGGAUUCUGGAAGCUACCAGGAGUUUGUUUUUACCACUGCCUCCUGGUUUUCACACUCUGCACACGAUCCUGGGCGUCCACUGUCUCCCUUUGCACAACCUGCUGCAUUACAUUGACAGCGGAGUGUUGCUUCUCACCGAAACAGCUGUCACAAGGCUCAUGAAAGAUCUGGACAAUACAGAGAAAAAUGAAAGACUAAAAUUCAGCAUCAUUGUGCGGCUUCCCCCGCUUAUUGGUCAGAAGAUCUGUCGACUUUGGGAUCAUCCUAUGAGUUCUAACAUUAUUUCCCGGAACCACGUGAAGAGACUGCUGCAGAACUAUAAGAAAAAGCCCCCCAGUUCUAUGAUUGACAAGUCAUCAUUCAGUGUGGAUUUUCUGCCUCUGAACUACUUUAUUGAAAUACUGACAGAUAUAGAAUCCUCCAAUCAAGCUCUGUAUGCUUUUGAAGGACAUGACAAUGUGGAUGCAAAAUUUGUAGAGGAAGCAGCUCUGAAACACACCAUGAUGCUUUUAGGUUUAUAAAAGAGAAAAUGCCUCCAAUAUUUUAAUCCAAUAUUAAAUAAAAUACACACCUUCAAUAUUU
Hyaena hyaena (striped hyena) is the source of this 2711-nucleotide messenger RNA. It is a transcript of the gene GSAP, whose product is annotated as gamma-secretase activating protein. Gene Ontology annotation, cellular component: trans-Golgi network. The transcript is spliced from 31 exons. The record is from RefSeq and is a predicted model, not a curated record. Gene Ontology annotation, biological process: positive regulation of amyloid-beta formation. Bases 86 to 2650 code for a protein of 854 amino acids. NCBI's taxonomy places the organism in Eukaryota, Metazoa, Chordata, Mammalia, Carnivora, Hyaenidae.